Molecule: messenger RNA, 868 nt
Organism: Ooceraea biroi (clonal raider ant)
Lineage: Eukaryota; Metazoa; Arthropoda; Insecta; Hymenoptera; Formicidae
Gene: Bet3
Product: blocked early in transport 3
Biological process (GO): Golgi vesicle transport
Cellular component (GO): TRAPP complex
Source: RefSeq, a predicted model, not a curated record
AGUGUUUUUGCCAGUUACAUUAGUUACAAUUUACGCGUAGUUGUAGUACCGCCCAUCUUCGAUUGUCAACAUGUCACGGACGGGAACGAAACUUGAUGCGAAAAAAUGUGAACUCUGAGCUGUUUACCCUGACCUACGGUGCACUUGUCGCCCAGCUGCUCAAAGAUUACGAGAACGUGGAAGAUGUUAAUAAACAGUUGGAAAGAAUGGGAUACAACAUGGGGAUCCGGCUGAUAGAGGACUUCCUGGCACGGACUGGGUCCGGUCGAUGUUACGACUUCAGAGAUACGGCAGAGAAGAUCCAGAGCGGGUUUAAAAUAUUCCUCGGUAUAACACCGACUAUCUCAAACUGGAGUCCCGCUGGCGACGAAUUCUCUUUGUGCUUCGAGACGAACCCGUUAACGGAAUUCGUCGAACUACCGGAUAACUGUUCAAAUCUGAAGUAUUGUAAUAUAUUGACCGGUGUACUUAGGGGAGCUUGCGAGAUGGUACAAAUGGAAAUUGCCUGUUGGUUCGUGCAAGAUCAGCUUAAGAACGACAAUGUAACCGAGUUACGUGUGAAGUUUGUCAAGAGGUUGGAAGACGCGAUACCGGCAGGCGAGGAUUGAAUGUAUUGUAUAUUAUUUAAGUGUGUGUACAAACACCUUGUUAUCUGAACUCGUGUAUGAAUGCAAUGAUAAAACGUUUUUUUGUAUUGUAUGUUAGGAUAUAUCGUAAUAAUUAGCUGUGUUAUACUCUUACUCCUUGCAUUCCGCAAAUUUUUAUUUUAAAAUUAUGUAUUAAGGCCUUUAUCGUUACGUCUCUUGCUUCAACGUUGCGUUAACGUUAACAUAAUAAUAGUGGAACAGGCAAUACAAUUCAACUUUGU